Messenger RNA from Mucor mucedo, 366 nucleotides. RefSeq lists its product as uncharacterized. Bases 1 to 366 code for a protein of 121 amino acids. The transcript has 2 exons. NCBI's taxonomy places the organism in Eukaryota, Fungi, Mucoromycota, Mucoromycetes, Mucorales, Mucoraceae. The record is from RefSeq and is a predicted model, not a curated record.
AUGUUCGUCAAUCUACAACUCCAGCCUGAAAACAAAAUAGAACCAAUUCCGGCAUUGAUGUCGAUCAAAUUGAUGAUCUGGCAAGUAAUGGGAACCAUCUGGAGUCAGCUACCUCCUUUUUCCUUGGCUCUUAGCACUAUCAAGGCCACUGCUAGGCCGAAAGACUCCCCGAGAAGCCUGUUCGUUAUCCAUCUAAAUCAUAAAAACAAGGAAUUCUGGUCCGUUAUCCGUCAAGAUCCAAUACGUUUGCGUACUCCAGUCCGUUAUCCCUCAAAAUCCGUUGACGUCAGGGUACUCCGGUCCGUUAUCCCUCAAAAUCCGUUGACUUCAGGGUACUCCGGUCCGUUAUCCCUCAAAAUCCGUUGA